Molecule: messenger RNA, 990 nt
Organism: Fusarium vanettenii 77-13-4
Lineage: Eukaryota; Fungi; Ascomycota; Sordariomycetes; Hypocreales; Nectriaceae
Exons: 2
Coding region: 1-990 (329 amino acids)
Source: RefSeq, a predicted model, not a curated record
AUGCUCCUCGGUCGCUCUCUCACGUAUGUCUUAUCGGCCUUCUCCAUCGGAGCCGGCAAGGACGACCUGGACAAACCACAAGAAAAUGGCAUCACCUGGGUGACAAGAAACUGGCAAGUCAACCGCAACCAGCCCUUUACCAUCGAAUGGGAUGGCCAUGAAGGACCAGUCUCCGUGACUCUUGUGAGACGGGCAGAAGACAAAUGGCAGUCUCUAUGGAAGGUAGCCUCCGGCAACACAGAAAGCUCCCUCGUCUUCCGCGUACCAGAGCACCUCUCCGAGAUUCUUGGAGACUCCGAGUACGCCUUUCAGAUCAAUGACACUUCUGGAAAAUCUGCAAUAUCACCGCGAUGGACUGUUGAGGCCCGUCAAGCACAAGGCUCUGGGAUACUCUCGCCACCAGAUCCAGCCGAGACUAGCAGCUCAGAGAGCGAUCAGCCGACAAGCUCCAGCAACGACGAUGCCACUCAGACCACGGAUGGUGGGAGUCCACAAAGAACCGUAUCAAAUGGCAACAAUCAAGAUUCCGACUCGAACUCGGGUAAUUCAGGCUCCGACUCAAACUCCAGCAGUGGGAAUGACUCCAGUAGCAACAACUCUUCGAAUUCUUCGUCCUCCAAAGGUCUCAAAGCAGGUGUCAAGGCUGGCAUCGGCAUCGGCGCUGCUGUUGGUGUUGCCCUUGUUGCCGGCCUCAUUUGGCUUUUCACGAAGAAGAACAGAGAGAUCAAGGCCUUGAAGGUAGCUAACGCCGCCCCUGCACCAGGGGACAAUUCUGGCUUGGAAGUGGCAAAAGAACCGCAACAGCAAACACACCAAGGCGGAUACGCCCACGACUCGACAUACCAGGGAGGUCAAGGUCCUGCAGAGCUACCACCACAGCAUAAUCAAUUUCCACCUCCUGUUAGCGAGUUACAUGACCAAUCACGGCCGGCUGAGCUGGCGUAUUCUGGGCCAACGGUACCUGAGCUACCAGCGAAGCGGGAAGGGUAG